This is a messenger RNA of Meloidogyne enterolobii, 687 nucleotides long. The record is from the annotation of a GenBank genome assembly. Lineage: Eukaryota; Metazoa; Nematoda; Chromadorea; Rhabditida; Meloidogynidae.
AUGUCACUUUACUUCGCUGAAUUGCCAGACAUUGGUCCUUUAUUUCCACGUGAUGCAUUCCAUGGUUGUGAAUUUUUUUACAAUUAUAAUCUUGCUACUCUAGGUGGAAGAACUGGUCCAUUAUCGCUUAAAUGCAAUCUUGAAGAUAUUGCAGAAAAUAAAUUUGAAAUAGUGUGCUAUGACGUCGUUAGUCUUUACCCAGCCGUGAACUUUUACGCUUUUUAUCCUAUUGAAGUAUUAGAUUUGAAUCUUGAAAUAAAUUGGACAAAACCUGAAGAUGUUCAUCCUUAUCGAGGACUAUUUAAAAUAUUUAUCAUUCCACCUGACAAUUUAUAUUUACCUGUAAUUCCAGAAAGAAUUAACGGAAAAUUAGUGAGUCAUUCUUUUAAUUUUUCUGUAUAUGUAAAGAUAUUCCAUUUAUGCCACCGCUGCGCAAUCGAAAUGGAACCGGGAGUAGCGAAGCGAAAAGAAAAUAAGUAUGACAGAGAAAAUGGUAGAAGAUGGUGUACACAUAACGACAAACAACGGGGAUUUGUAAGCACUACUUGUUCAGUGGAACUCGAGUUAGCCUUGAGAAUGGGCUAUCGCGCAACAAAAGUUUUUAGCAUUUAUCACUGGAAUGAGUGGUCUGAUACGUUACUACGCCCAUACGUUCAAGACAUGAUGCGCUUAAAAAUUGAGGUUUAA